This is a messenger RNA of Rhincodon typus (whale shark), 690 nucleotides long. RefSeq lists its product as uncharacterized. Gene Ontology annotation, molecular function: cytokine activity. Gene Ontology annotation, biological process: immune response; inflammatory response. Lineage: Eukaryota; Metazoa; Chordata; Chondrichthyes; Orectolobiformes; Rhincodontidae. The record is from RefSeq and is a predicted model, not a curated record. Bases 1 to 690 code for a protein of 229 amino acids. The transcript is spliced from 6 exons.
AUGCUGUUCAACCAGUAUUUAUGUGGGAAAGAACGUGCUAAGUUGAAUGUAUCAAGUAAAUUCUCUCCCAUCCGAUCUCCCGGAUCCAGGAAUGUGAAUGGCAUCCAAUGUGAUUACUUUAAGAAGUACGAUAGGAUAAACAGUGUGAAAAUGAUCAAGAAUAUUUACGGCGAGGUACUCAUAGCCCACAGUGAUGGAGUUGCUGAGCCAGUGCCAAUCUUUGAGCAUCGCCCCUUUGCUGAAGAAACAGGUUUAUUUAUUGUCCUCUUCACAACUUACUUUCCUACCUAUCGAUGUGUCACCAGGAAAUUUAGCAACCAGAAUGCCAGGGGUCAAGUCCCAUCUGUUUCAGACAUCCAGGUGGAAAAACACAUGCCAUGUGGUAUUCCAAUCGUGUUCCAGAUUAAAGUCGCUGGAUCAGACUAUCUCAUGUACUGCACUGAGGAAGGAAACAGAAAAGUUGUGAAGUUUAAGGAAGGUAAUGCUCCAACAAAUGUAGAAGACAGCAUGAAGAACAUUAUCUUUUACCAGCAGAAGUUUGAUAGUACAUAUUUCAAAUUUGAAUCUGCCUGGGCGAGCGGAUGGUUCCUGUGCACUGAAGAAACAAACAGGUCUCACAUCUUCAGUCUGAAGAAGGUGAUGAGGAGAAAUGAUGAAAUGAUAGCUGUUGGUCUGGAUAAUGUGCCAUAA